Molecule: messenger RNA, 4500 nt
Organism: Scylla paramamosain (green mud crab)
Lineage: Eukaryota; Metazoa; Arthropoda; Malacostraca; Decapoda; Portunidae
Gene: how
Product: protein held out wings-like
Exons: 12
Coding region: 1-1200 (399 amino acids)
Biological process (GO): regulation of mRNA splicing, via spliceosome
Cellular component (GO): nucleus
Molecular function (GO): mRNA binding
Source: RefSeq, a predicted model, not a curated record
AUGAGAAGGAGAGCAGGCUUGGAAAACUCUCCUUCUACAGCCCCCAGUGUGGACGGCAAGGACACGCUUCGCUGGGCCUCCACGGUGCAUGGCGGCAUGAGCCUUUUGAAAGUAGUGAAGGUGCGGCCAGAAGUGUUCCAGAAUAUGGUUCACAGUGUGAGCACAGUGUGUCGCGCCAGUAGAGAGACGCGGCACAUUAAGAACAAGAUCAAGAUCAAACCACAACAGCUUCCACCACACUGCAGCCUGUUCAUUGAGAGUGCUCGAGAAAUCAACAAAGUGCGCUCCAGCUUGUUCCAAAUCAAUGGUGGACAGAAGGAGCCCCUGUCCCUGCCGGAGCCCGUGGGCCCCACCGUCACACUCUCCGACAAGGUGUACGUGCCUGUCAAGGACCACCCCGAGUUUAACUUCGUGGGUCGAAUACUGGGUCCACGGGGCAUGACGGCCAAGCAACUGGAGCAGGAGACAGGAUGCAAGAUUAUGGUGCGUGGCAAAGGCUCCAUGCGGGACAAAAAGAAGGAGGAGCAGAAUCGUGGGAAGCCUAACUGGGAGCACCUGAAUGAAGACCUUCAUGUCCUUAUCAGUGUUGAGGAUUCAGAGAACAGGGCCAAGAUGAAGAUCCAGCGUGCCCUUGAAGAAAUCCGCAAGCUGCUGGUGCCAUCCGCCGACGGUGAGGACGAGUUGAAGAAGCGGCAGUUGAUGGAACUCGCCAUCAUCAACGGCACCUACAGAGAUUCCUCGAGUAAGAACCCAGUGGCCUUUUUUGCCUCUGCCCAGAGCAGCCACUAUAACGGGGCACGACUGUACCCAGUUAACGAAAUUGAGGGACUGGGUCCUCUUACAGGGGAAGUCCCACGCCUGCUCACACCUGGGAUGACUCUCCCAUCCCCGCUGCGCACCGCCACUCCACUGGGGGGGCAUCCCCUCAUCAUGCCCACCCGCAUACCAGUGCCCACCACUACUGCGCUGCUCAAUGGCACUAGUGCUGGCAUGCCACCACCCCUCAUCGCCGCCGGUGAUGCUCCUGCUGGCUUGAUGUAUGCACCAUAUGCUGCCGCCGAGUAUGCCAACUACGCUGCCCUCAGCUCCCCCCUCCUCACUGAGUACCCCCCGGAUGCCACUGGUGUAGCGGUCAAGCAGCGACGCCAUUUGGGCCAGGCACGGGAGCACCCCUAUCAAAGGACGGGUACGCUCUCGUAGGCCACAACCCAGCUGACCUGGCGCGUUGCUAACCCGCCCGGGCUCCUUCUCUUGUGUUCCUCGUGUCACUACUGACCAGCACUGAGGCACCACCACCACCACCAACCACUCCACCACCACCACCACUCACCCUAGGAUACACCACUAACCGCGCUGCGCUCAGGGUGCCGCCGCAUCGCUCCCCAGCUCCUCCACCAUCGGUACGUGCCCUCCCCACCGCUCAGUGCCGCCCCCAAGGGCAGGCUUUUGACCUCAGGGUCAUAUGGCUCCCACACUGCCGGUCUAUGGGUGAGGGUGGGGCCGCUACCUGUUGGGCGGGCACAGGGAAAUUGUGCACAUGUAUAGUGGCCUUGGUGCUCACAUGUUCCUCCUGCCUGCCCAGAGCCCUCAACAACUGUCAGUUUGUCAACUAAACUUUAAAGUACUAACAUUGUUUUAGAAGUACUAAGUAGCACAACAAAAACCUCAUACAAAUUUGAAAAAGAAUGAAAAUAUUAUAUAUAUAUAUAUAUAUAUAUAUAUAUAUAUAUAUAUAUAUAUAUAUAUAUAUAUAUAUAUAUAUAUAUAUAUAUAUAUAUAUAUAUAUAUAUAAACAGCUCUUAGGGUGAGGCAGUGCUCAGUUACAGGCAGCUCUUACUUAGAAUCUCCAGUGAGGAAGGUGAUCGAUUUGUGAGACAAUUAGUUGACAUUUUGAGUACAUGAGACUGGUACUACAUAAAGUGUGCAUUUAGAGAUGGUGCUAAUGUUAAGCUUGGUCACAGCUUUAUUGUUAGGGUCAUUGUGUUGUUGGUGUUGUAUCUUUAUCAUGUAGAUUAGAGAUAGGUGUUUAAUGAAUCUCGAUAGACUCUAUUACAAGGUGUCAUGUUAAGUUUAGAAAUGAGCCCCUUCUACUCCUGUUGUUAGAUAUUAAAGCAAAUAUAUGGAUUUUCUGUAAGAUGCCAAAAGGACAGCAUAGGAGUGAUGGGUGUCAGUGAUGGUGCAGCUGUUCUGACUCCAGCAUUGGUGUUUCAGACGUAAAGCAGAAAAACCAUAAAGGCAUUAAAAAAAAAAAAGAUAUAGUUUUGGGAAACUUGACUUCAGGAAGAAAAUCACAUAAUUUCUAUUUAAUUAAAAUGGAUUGACUCUAAUCCAUACCCUAACUUGCACCCACAAUGAUGUGUUAAAUGUAGAAAUGUCCUGCUAAGUGCCUUAUAUUAUAAUAAUUUAUAUCACUUUUAUAUGGCAGUUUCUUAUAUUUAUUAUUAUAUUGACAAUUGUUUUGGAUACCUAUGAAAUUCAUGAAAAUCACAGCAAGAGAAAAUCCAACAUGUGCCUUGAUGUUGUUGCUACACUGGAAGUACUGUGUGUAUCUCUGUAUCUCACAAGCCCUCCAGACGUGCCUUUCACCGUGUCACCCAGCAGUCCCCCAAGCAGGGAGGUGAUGUGCCAACACAGAACUAGACAGGCGGCCACACUUGUGGAGGAUCCGGUUCAGUUAGGAGGCCGAGCAGUGUGCAUUUGACUGAAUGGGGAGAAAAGGAGGUGUACAUAACUGUUCAUCAUCUCAUUAUUGUACUUACGUUUGUUGUACUUAAGCAUGGAACUACACAAAAAUAAGUAAAUUGAAGUAAUAGUUAUGGGGAUAGAGGGUGUAAUCCACAAAUGUUAUUUCUUACUGUAGUCCUCCAAUGUUGCUGUUUGUGCCAUAACCCGGGUGUUUAGUGUCCCCUGGGGUUUGCCUUCGUCUUGACAUGUGCAAAUAUUAAUGUAAGUAUAGUUGUACUUACCAGAGGUAUCACAGGUAGUUGUAAGUCAGGUGUCGUAUUCACUAAAUCAGGUCAUUGCUGGCAGGUCAGUCUCCCUGACCCAGCUCCAGCAGGUCAACAUAUGUGCCAACUUUACUAGGAUGUAAAUUCAUUUUGGUUGAACUUUAAAUUUUUUAAUUUAGUUUUUUAAUUGUUUGAUCUUGGUUGUGACUUCCUCAGAGCUCCAGUUACUCCAUGUGAAGCUUUCAGUCUGACAAUCUUUAUUUUCUCUUGCACAUGAUUGGGUAGAUACUCAAUGUACUGUAGUGUACACAUGUUAGCCUCAGCAAGUGUUCAUAGUAAUCUGGUAAGUGAAACUAAGAGUUAUAGUUAUUAAGCAUAAGAAUCUUUGUUCAGUAGAUGUUAUUAUUUUCUUAAGUAUGGAGACCCCUAUGCCUCACCUCACCCCAUUAACUAUAUUUGCCUGUGUCAUCUCAAUAUUGCCUUCAUCAUGUCAGUCUCAAUCUGAUGCUGUGUCCUGUCUCUUAUCUCUUCCCCAUAGGGAAAAAGAAAAAAAAAAUAUAUAUAUAUAUAUAUAUAUAUAUAUAUAUAUAUAUAUAUAUAUAUAUAUAUAUAUAUAUAUAUAUAUAUGAAUAAGUCACAGGCCUUAAAGACUAUGAUAUAUGCAUACAAAAAGAAACAACCAACUCUCUCUCUCUCUCUCUCUCUCUCUCUCUCUCUCUCUCUCUCUCUCUCUCUCUCUCUCUCUCUCUCUCUCUCUCUCUCUCUCUCUCUCUCUCUCUCUCUCUCUCUCUCUCUCUCUCUCUCUCUCUCUCUCUCUCUCUCUCUCUCUCUCUCACACACACACACACACACACACACACACACACACACACACACACACACACACACACACACACACACACACCAAAAGUUCAAUUCUGUACAUAAGUCUAAUUGAUCAAAGAAGCCAGUGUGUAGCAAGAGGUCAGAACAUUGCAUCAGAGCCAUAUUCUCUCUCUCUCUCUCUCUCUCUCUCUCUCUCUCUCUCUCUCUCUCUCUCUCUCUCUCUCUCUCUCUCUCUCUCUCUCUCUCUCUCUCUCUCUCUCUCUCUCUCUCUCUCUCUCUCUCUCUCUCUCUCUCUCUCUCUCUCUCUCUCUCUCUCUUUGCUGGACAUCAUCUGUAAAUUAUGUGAGUUAUAUGAAAAAUUAUUCCUCUACCUAUAUAAGGGACAUCAAGAAAACAUUGGUGCUGCUUGAAGUGGGUCGCUUGCACCCACUGAGGUGGGAAUCUGAUGGUGGUUCCCAAUGGUACUAACCUUAAAUGUAUUCUUCAAAAUUAAAAUUUUGUAGGGUCAUUUUCUACAUGUAUAUAAUUAUAUUAACUUGGUCUUAAUUUCCUUAACCCAAAUUUAGAUUAAUGAGGCUGGCUUCUUGCUAUAACCCUGGGAAUGGAAUCAACCUUGAAUGUGUUGCAACGUAAUAAGUAGGACUAUGCAUUUUAAUCCUCAUCGAGAUGCAGAAUGUAUUGAUUUUAUAGUCUCCUAUUCUCAGUAAUAUAAAAUGUUUAAUACAAA